AUGCAUAAAUUAUGUGUGUUUAUACAUCAAUAUUUUCUUUCUCUAUUUGCGCACGUAUCAAUCUUGCUUUUUAUAGUAUGGAGCAAAAAUUAUUCGACGUUGUUCUUAUUAUACUAUUUUAGCUGCUUUGAAUCUACUUCUGAGAAUCGUAACUAUUUUUUGUUUCGUUGGACUAAAGUGUCUAUAGGCAUUCUAGUUGUUAGUUCGCUGCAGUUCAUGUUGUUCGUAUUAUUUAGUGGUAGUGCCUCUUUAAUGUAUGUAUUGUGUCUGAAUUUUUUUCGGACUAAAUGUAUUUGUGAUCAGAAUAAUAGGCAUUUGACAUUUUAUGAAACGUGAGGAAGUUAUAGUUUUAGAAUACACU
This is a messenger RNA of Phytomonas sp. EM1, 361 nucleotides long. NCBI's taxonomy places the organism in Eukaryota, Euglenozoa, Kinetoplastea, Trypanosomatida, Trypanosomatidae. The record is from the annotation of a GenBank genome assembly.